Periophthalmus magnuspinnatus is the source of this 2351-nucleotide messenger RNA. Its product is annotated as B-cell receptor CD22-like. Lineage: Eukaryota; Metazoa; Chordata; Actinopteri; Gobiiformes; Gobiidae. The record is from RefSeq and is a predicted model, not a curated record. The coding region runs from base 5 to 2344 and encodes 779 amino acids. The transcript is spliced from 13 exons.
UCAGAUGAUACUAAUCUUACUGCUGAGUUCAGGAGCUGAUGGUUGUGGUAAAACAAAUAAUUUGAACUUUACAACUCCAAGUCCAAUGGAGGCUCUGAGUGGCUCCUGUUUGUGGAUCCCAUGCACCUAUAAACCUGUAAAUACAAAUGAAGACAUAAACACUGAAAACCCUGUCACUGGCUUUUGGUUUAAAGGUGUUAAUGAUAAAAAGGAAACAAAGUAUGUGUUUUCAGUCAGUGGAGACUCCAGUAAGUCUUAUCCCAUGAAUAUCACUGGGAACCUGAAAAACAAAAGCUGCACCACAAUGUUUUAUAAUUUAAACAAAACCCACAAUGACAAAUAUUACUUCAGAGUAGAGAACAGUGGUUUUAGAGCCACAGCUGCUUGUGACUCUCUUCAAAUAAAAGUCAGAGACUCUCCCUGGAGCCCCACAAUAGAAGUCUCUGGUAAACAGACAGAGACAGAGGUGGUGACUAUAACCUGCUCAGCUGUCACUCCCUGUCCACACGCCCCUCCUCAGCUCACAUGGGACCUCCACCAAGGCACUGCCCACAUCACAGAGACCAACGGGACAUUUACCACUAAAAUCACACAGAACAUCACUCUGACAGACGCCCAUGAUGGACUAAUGAUAAAGUGUAAUGCAGCGUAUCCUGUGAGUGGAGGAACAACAGAAACAACAGAAUAUACCAUCACUCUCAAUGUUACAUAUGGUCCUAAAGACACCUCAGUGGAGGUCAGUCCGUCCGGUUCACUGUCAGCAGGUCAGUCAGUGACGCUGAGCUGCUCCAGCAGAGCCAAGCCUCCUGUCCACCACUUCACCUGGUUCAGACACAGCUCACAGGGACCAGCCAAUGUCAGCCAGGGACACACGUACAGCUUCAACAUCUGUGAAGGAGGAGACUAUUACUGUGUGGCCUCAAAUACACACGGCAAUGGGACGUCUCCAGACAUUACACUGCAAAUAACUGCUGCUCCUGGGGUCCCGUCCAUAGAAGUCUCUGGUAAACAGACAGAGACAGAGGUGGUGACUAUAACCUGCUCAGCUGUCACUCCCUGUCCACACGCCCCUCCUCAGCUCACAUGGGACCUCCACCAAGGCACUGCCCACAUCACAGAGACCAGCGGGACAUUUACCACUAAAAUCACACAGAACAUCACUCUGACAGACGCCCAUGAUGGACUAAUGAUAAAGUGUAAUGCAGCGUAUCCUGUAAGUGGAGGAACAACAGAAACAACAGAAUAUACCAUCACUCUCAAUGUUACAUAUGGUCCUAAAAACACCUCAGUGAAGGUCAGUCCGUCCGGUUCACUGUCAGCAGGUCAGUCAGUGACGCUGAGCUGCUCCAGCAGAGCCAAGCCUCCUGUCCACCACUUCACCUGGUUCAGACACAGCUCACAGGGACCAGCCAAUGUCAGCCAGGGACACACGUACAGCUUCAACCUCACUGAAGAGGGACAGUACUAUUGUGUGGCCUCAAAUACACUUGGAAAUGAAUCAUCUCCUGCCGUUACACUGAGUAUAACAGACAGAGACUCUCCCUGGAGCCCCACAAUAGAAGUCUCUGGUAAACAGACAGAGACAGAGGUGGUGACUAUAACCUGCUCAGCUGUCACUCCCUGUCCACACGCCCCUCCUCAGCUCACAUGGGACCUCCACCAAGGCACUGCCCACAUCACAGAGACCAACGGGACAUUUACCACUAAAAUCACGCAGAACAUCACUCUGACAGACGCCCAUGAUGGACUAAUGAUAAAGUGUAAUGCAGCGUAUCCUGUGAGUGGAGGAUUCAAAAUGGCCGACAGUAACGUGACUCUCAGUGUCUCAUAUGGUCCUAAAAACACCUCAGUGGAGGUCAGUCCGUCCGGUUCACUGUCAGCAGGUCAGUCAGUGACGCUGAGCUGCUCCAGCAGAGCCAAGCCUCCUGUCCACCACUUCACCUGGUUCAGACACAGCUCACAGGGACCAGCCAAUGUCAACCAGGGACACACGUACAGCUUCAACAUCUGUGAAGGAGGAGACUAUUACUGUGUGGCCUCAAAUACACAUGGCAAUGGGACGUCUCAAGACAUUCACCUGAGGAUAAAUGACCCAGCUGGUUUCCCGUGGUAUGCCAUUCUCAGUGCAGGUAUAGGCCUCCUGCUUGUCGUCUGUCUAAUUGUUUUUUUGUAUUUCAAACCAAGAUGUCAGGCUCCAGAAGAAGAGGAAGAGGAAGAACAUUAUGUUAAUUUUUCGAUUAUAAAAUCAAGAUUAUGGACCAGGGAAACCGCACAGCCGCAGGAAACGGAAGAAUCGCCUUAUGUCAAUUUUUCUCCAUCGAGACACAGAAGAGAAGAUCGAUGAAGGCUGA